UAUUUAUAUUUUUCUAAAGUAUAUGCUGUAAAUUGUGAUCAAAAAUUCUUUCAGCUCUUUUUUUUUCAUCAGGCUCCGUUUCGUUUUUGGCUAGAUGAUAUAUAUCACCGCCAACACGUUUGUAUCCAAUCUUUUUGAUUUUGUUACCAAAAUACACCAUCGUUGUUUUUGAUGCAUCUACACUAUUUAUGAAUUGUCCUGCCUGUGUAAAUUUGCUCCACUAAUCAAUGGAAAACUAAAGACCGAAUCCAUUUAACAUUCACCUUUAAAAAGUGGUGGAAAAUUACAACGUGCUUUGGAAAUUUUUAUUGAUCAUCAACCAUCGCAAAUUCGCGCAUGAAAAAAAUGACUUAAUCUGCUGGCUAUCAAAUACCUGCCUUUCAAAUUUCAAAUUUCAAUCCGUGUUUUUGUUAUUUAGAAAUCUGAAGUUAUAUUAGUAAAGUAGUAUUUGGUAUAAUUUAUGUCAUCACUUGGUCAACCUACAAAAAAUUGAGCUUCGGUCAAAGAUAUUUUAGACCAAAAAUCUCUUCCUCAAACCAUAUCGAAUUAUUCGAUAAUGAUGUUGCUCUGGAUAAAAAUAUUCUGAUCAAAAACAAUUUGAGACCAAAUUACAUCUACUAAACUUGUAGAUAACCACAACAGAAUACCACUAUCUUGUUAUUUGUUAUAAAGUCAUGAUGCAUUUAUUAUAAAAUCAAAACUCAUAAAAACUGGCCUGUAUUAGGCGUUAGUUUGAGUAUCAGCUUUACUAAACAGAUAUUCAAAAAUAAAAAUGAGUAUGACGAUAUACCUUUAUCGUAUAACUCAUUUUUAAGUUACUUGUUCUUAAUACGCCAUUUUACUUUAUCAUUAAUUCCUGACGUUUACCGAAGACUCUUAAAAAGUGAAGUGCUUUUUGCUCUAUUUAUGAACUGCACCACGCGCGUGCAUUUAUCGAAAGCAGCGGACUAAAAAAAACGACAUACAUUAUUCGUCCCAAAAACUGGCAGAAUUAAAGAACUAAAAAGGCUCAAACUCAUCAACCCAAGGCGUGGCUCUCCUGCGAUUUCGGAUCAUAUGCUAUUAACUUCAAUUACAGGAGCUUACUUUAUGCGCUCGAACAAUUAAGUGCUUAUUCGGUAGUUGCAAGAAUCAUGACACGAAAAUUUUCAGUUUGACGUCACAGUCUCGGGGCAUGAAUGGACCUGACUCUGAGGACACUUUUUACCAGUUUCUCAUCUAAAUGGCCACCAAAAAUAACCUCACGGCAGUCAUAAACAUGGACGACCCAAAUGCGGAACCGGGAGAACACGAGGAGUCCUCUCAGCAGGUGCUAGUCCAGGAACUCACCCCCCAGCUGCUGAAGAAACUCCUCAACCCUCCUCCCCCUCCCGAAAGAGCCAGAUCUGCCCAUCACCAUCACCACAGGAGUCCCACACCCACUCAGCGGAAACCCUCGUCAAUCAACAAUCACCUAGAGCUCCCAGAUGAAGAUUCAAUGCGAUCUUCGAAAGUGUCAAUCCGGGAACAACUCGAGAAGUCGGCGAUUAGUUUGGACGAGUACGGCGCCGCACCCCGCGUGAGACGGAAACUAUGCGGCUGCAUCCCACUGCCAGGGAAAAAAGUCGCUCAAAAAGAAACUCACCAAGAGUUAGAGCCAAACACCGAGUUGGAGGAGGGCAAAACACUACCGAACGACUACGAACCGUUUCCGAAAGAACUGGCCGGAAAGCCGAUAAUGGAAAUAGACCCGAGCCGGAUGAAAAACAAAUCGGUGGUGGUUAUCUCAAAAAGAAUGCGUAAAAAUACAAUAUAUCGUUUUUCAGCCACAAAUGCGAUGAAUUUUAUGAGUCCUUUGCAUCCUCUGCGACGCCUCAUGAUGUAUGUGGCAACCAACGAGUUUUUCGAUUACUUGGUCAUCUUGUGUAUUUUAGCCAAUUGUGUUUUUCUUACUCUGAAGGAGCCGGUGGAAGAAGCCGAAUACUUCUUCCAAGCCUUUUACACGGUCGAGAUGACAAUUAGAAUUUUAGCCAGGGGCUUCGUGAUGCAUAAACACACGUAUUUACGGGAUCCGUGGAACUUUCUAGACUUUUUUGUGGUUAUGAUAGGAUAUGUGAUUAUUGUUCUGGAGACGACACGCGCCAAUCCCAACUUCUCCUUCAAUGUGGCCGCUUUGAGGACCUUCAGGGUGCUAAGGGCUCUCAAGACAAUAUCAAUCAUUCCAGGUCUGAGAACGAUAGUGAAUGCACUAAUAAAUGCACUGAAGAUGCUGCUAGAGGUCAUGGUCCUCAUGGUCUUCGGUCUUUGUGUGGCCUCUCUCCUCGGUCUGCAAUUAUACAUGGGGGUACUGCGCAACAAAUGCGUGCUCAACUGGCCAUCAAAUAUCUCGAAUGAAGAUUACUUUAAUCACACCAAUAACCCUGACAAUUGGCAGAUACACAUGUCUUUCGACGAGACAUACUUAGUCUGUGGCAACACCAGCUACACCGGGGAGUGUGACGUGGGCCACACGUGUCUAGCUGUGGGCCCCAACCCCAACUGGGGCUACACCUCGUUCGACCACAUCGGAUGGUCCCUGGUCUCCUCCUUCCAACUCAUCACCCUCGACUACUGGGAGAACUUAUACGACCUAAUUCUGAUGUCGGCUGGUCCCUGGAAUGUGUUGUUUUUCAUCAUCCUCGUCUUCUUCGGCUCUUUCUAUCUCAUCAAUCUCAUGCUCGCGGUCGUCACCCUCUCGUACGAGGAGGAGUCCACCAACGUCGAGAACGAGGCCAAGGAAGAGCAGCAGUCCAAAGACAGGAUGGAGAGACGUGAACACGACAAGGCCGCUGCCCUGGAACAUUCAGACUACCCUGGUUCAAAUUCACUGGCAGCACCAGCAGAUGCAAACCGAGCGACAACACCCAGCAGACAAGCCAAACAAGAGAGUUCAGAUCAGAAAAAAUCGGCGGGUUCAAUGAGAAAAAAGAAAAAACUCAAGGAGGGCGACGAUGACGAUGAAGAUGAUGCCGAUGGAAUUCCAGAUGAUCCCCAGGCGCAGCUGGAGCGCAUGAACAUCAUGUGGUGUUGCGGGCCCCUUUGCACAGUCGGCUGCUGUAAAUGUUGCGGGCCAGUGGAGGCGAACAAGUGGUUCCCGGUGCAACUGGUCAUCUACCGAUGGGUUACUGACCCUGUUUUCGACAUUGUGGUCACUCUGCUAAUUGGAGUGAACACUCUCUUCCUCGCACUGGACUACCACAACAUGCCGCAGACACUCAAAGAAGUGCUCGGUUGGGGCAACCAGAUCUUCACUGCCUUUUUCUGUGUGGAAGCACUUCUCAAAAUCAUCGCCAUGGGCAAGGAGUACUUCAAGAACAAGUGGAACGCCUUCGACUUCGUUAUAGUGCUAUUCAGCAUUGUCGAGAUAAUAGUGUCGGCUGUGUUUGACGACGCCGCUUUCGACGGCCUCACCAUUCUACGAGUACUGCGACUCAUGAGAGUAUUCAAACUCGCCAGGUCUUGGGCAACUAUGCGAAUUCUGCUCGCCAUCAUUGGGUCUACUCUGAGUGCCUUGGGGAACUUGACUCUGAUUCUCAUCAUAAUCAUUUAUAUCUUCGCCGUUAUUGGGAUGCAGCUGCUGGGCGAGGGAUAUACUACAGAGAAAUGGGCAAACCUAACAACUAUAGAGAACCUGCCGGCAGAGGUGCCUCGCUGGAACUUCAAAGACUUCUUCCACUCCUUCAUGAUGGUGUUCCGCAUCCUCUGCGGAGAGUGGAUCGAGGCACUGUUCGACUGUAUGCGGGUCAACGGGGAACCCAUGUGCAUGAUCAUAUUCAUCACCACCCUCAUAGUCGGAAACUUCCUCGUCCUAAAUCUCUUCUUGGCCCUCCUUCUGAACAAGUUCGGCCAAGAGAAUCUGAAGAAGCAGCGGCAGCAGCAGCAAAAUACCAGACUGAAGGCGGGUUGGAAGAGGCUGCAAGGCUUGCUGAAGAAAAACACAAGGGUGCAGCCUCGGUUCUUAGAUGUACUCAAUGCUGCCAAAACAGGCGAAGAGGAAGAAGACCAGGCCAACAUCAGUCCCUUGUUGCGAGCCCUCCGGCAGGCCAAAGCGGAGGGCAAACUAGCCGAAGUGCAGGAUCAACUCGAGGCAGAAUUCCAGCAACUAAAGAAACAGAUGGCGCCCAAGAUAGUAAUCAACUCCCCCUCCAGUCAACAGGCCAAUGGGCAGCUCUCGGAUGGGGGAGGGGGAGCUGCGUUGUCAAAUGGGGACGUGCAAAGCAAUGGACAUGCUGUCCAGGCAUUCAGAGAUCAAGAAACUCAAGAUGCAUUCGACUUGCUAGAAGAGAUGUCUAAAAAUGAAAAAGGUGCAACAAAAGGUCAACCGCGUGACGACAACCGGUUUUCUCCCAUCAAAGCCAAAGCACUGAUAGACCGGAAGUCCGGCAAGACGGUGCUCAAAUUCUCAGACGACGCCAAGGACUCACACGGGAACGGGGCGAAAACAGAGCCCAAAACUGACACAAAGAAGAAGAAAAAAAACGAGGACGAAGAGGAAGAAAAACCUCUGGAGGACUGUUUUGGCAGUUUGAUCACGACUCGGCUGUCCUCCUCGUGCGGGAAGUGGUGUGGCAACAGUUUGGCGGGCAGGGGCUGGACCAGAUUCCGCAGACUCUGCUUCCGAAUUGUUGACCACAGAGUGUUCGAGUGGUUUAUCCUCGUAAUCAUCCUCGUCAGCAGCAUAUCACUCGCUUUCGAAGACAUCUACUUGAGUCAAAGGCCAGUCAUGGAGGAUACAUUAAACAUCAUGAACUACGCGUUUGUUGGCAUCUUUACCAUCGAGAUGUUACUCAAAUGGUUCGGACUCGGAUUCAAGGUGUACUUCUCGAACGGGUGGUGUUGGCUGGACUUCUUCAUUGUGAUGGUGUCCUAUACGAGCAUCAUCACUGAGAGUGUGUUGCAAGACGACAGUCUGGCAGCCCUCCGAUCCCUCAGGACUCUCAGAGCACUCAGACCCCUCAGGGCCAUAUCCAGGUGGCAGGGCAUGAAGAUUGUGGUGAAUGCACUGGCCUCAGCCAUCCCCUCCAUCUUCAAUGUGCUCCUGGUGUGCAUAGUGUUCUGGCUCAUCUUCAGCAUCAUGGGAGUGCAGCUGAUGAAGGGACGCUUCUACGCGUGCUACUCCCUCACACCCACCGGGGAGGUGGAGGAGAGAAUGGGGUGUAACAUCCCGAAUACUACAACCAAGAUUACCAGAGAGUGGUGCGAUAACCAGACAGACGCCAAGUGGAUCAACCAGAAGGUCAACUUCGACAACGUCGCCAUAGGAUACCUCGCUCUCUUCCAAGUCGCGACGUUUGAGGGUUGGAUGGAGGUGAUGGCGGCGGCUGCAGACGCCACAGACAUGGACAAACAGCCUUGCUAUGAGAGCAACCUCCUCAUUUCCUCCAUCUACUUCGUCUUCUUCAUCAUCUGUGGCUCAUUCUUCACUCUCAACCUAUUCAUCGGAGUCAUCAUCGACAACUUCAACACCCUCAAAAAACGAUACGAUGGAGAGGGUGCGGUGGAUGUAAUGUUGACUCCUUCUCAGAAGAACUACUACCAGACUCUGAAGAGACUCGCUGCCCGCAAACCACAGAAGACUGUCAAAAGGCCAAAGAACAAAGUGAUGGCCUUCUUCUUCGACAUCUCGACGUCGACCAAGUUUGAGAUCUCAAUCGCAGUUGUGAUCCUGUGCAACAUGUGCACUAUGGCCUUCGACCACUACGAGAUGCAGGACUCCUGGGUGUACACUCUGUUCUGCCUCAAUAUCAUGUUCACCACCAUCUACACUCUGGAAGCGGCUGUGAAGAUAGUGGGACUGAGACAACAGUACUUCAUGUAUGGCUGGAACCUGUUCGAUUUCUUCAUUGUCAUUGUGUCGAUUGCAGACAUAAUCUUGGAGGCCAUGAUUGAAACGAAUACUGUGUACAUCAAACCAGGAACACUACGAGUAGUGCGACUGUUCCGAAUAGGGCGGGUUCUCAGACUCAUUAAAGCGGCCAAAGGCAUUCGGAAGCUUCUGUUCGCCUUUUUAAUCUCCAUUCCUGCCCUAUUCAACAUUGGAUGUCUGCUGGGACUGAUGUUGUUUAUUUACGCUUUGAUAGGAAUGUCUCUUUUCGGCUAUACAAAACACAACGGAAUGAUAAAUGACAAAGUCAACUUCGAGACAUUUUUCAACUCCAUGAUUCUCCUGUUUCGACUUAUGACUUCCGGAGGCUGGAACGAUAUCUUGGACGCCCUGAUGAUUGACGAAAACGGAGGGUGCGACCCAAAGUUGAAAAACGCUGGUCUUAGGGGUGACUGCGGGUUAAUGUACAUAGCCAUUCCAUAUAUGGUCAGUUUUCUACUGGUUAACUUCUUGAUCAUCAUCAACAUGUACAUUGCAAUCAUUUUGGAGAAUUUCAACAACGCUCAUCAACAGGAAGAGAUCGGGAUCACUGAGGAUGAUAUGGAAGCGUUUUACCAAAUUUGGCAACGUUAUGACCCUAUGGCCACUGAGUUUAUUCACUAUUUGACCCUGCCCGAUUUCUUGGACGACCUCGACCCGCCUUUCAGGAUAGAAAAGCCAAACGCGAUCAAAAUUGUCAACUUGAAGCUCGUGAUUAACGACGAAGAAAACGUCCAUUGCCUCGAUAUACUGAAGCAGCUGAUUCGAUACGUGUUGAAAUCCGAAGCUUAUGAUUCUGCAGACGCGCUUAAAGAACUAACAGACAAGGUUGAAGAGAAAUUCAUGGAAGCAUUCCCCACUUUAAAAACCCAAGUGCCCAAAUCGGAUACUUUCAAGCGAAAGCAGGAAGAUCAUGCUGCCAAGAGGAUCCAAAAGGCCUGGAACUCUCAUAAGUUCCGCCAGACGAUCCGGAGAGCAUCAUCAUCUGCGAUGACCUCAAUCAAACUCCACAACCUGGUGCCUAUAAUUACCAAAAAUCAACAAAUGAACGGUGCCUUGGACACCAGUCUUUCAAAUAAAAGUCACGGCGGCAGCAGCGACGACGUGAACGUGCAACAGCCAAUCAGAGCGAGCAGUCCAAACACAGCCAAUCACCAUUGAGAUACAAUCGCUAGUUUUGAACAAUCAAAAGCAAACUCAAACGAAACGAAAAGCAGGAAAUGUUUAGAAUGACUUCAAUUUUAGCUAACUUGUUUCCAUAUUUUUCUGUUUCCUUGCCAUUUUGAUGUUUGAUUCUGAUAAAACAGCGUUCACUUGGUACCGUUGGGUGAUUGUGAUUUGUACUAACAAGGCAUUUCAGUUGAAAAGACUCCACCGAAUGAUUUAAACUUGAGCACAGCGCGCGAAGCUUCCAACUCCAAAAGCGCAUCUGACAAGAGUGAAUUAAUUCCAAUCUGUACAUACAUUAAUUUUGUUCAUUAAAGUUUAUUUUUUCAG
Molecule: messenger RNA, 7378 nt
Organism: Symsagittifera roscoffensis
Lineage: Eukaryota; Metazoa; Xenacoelomorpha; Acoela; Convolutidae
Product: sodium channel protein 1 brain-like
Exons: 24
Coding region: 1223-7042 (1939 amino acids)
Biological process (GO): membrane depolarization during action potential; neuronal action potential; sodium ion transmembrane transport
Cellular component (GO): voltage-gated sodium channel complex; plasma membrane
Molecular function (GO): voltage-gated sodium channel activity
Source: RefSeq, a predicted model, not a curated record